GCCCAUCCAUGAAGUUCGAGUGGCUUCUUUUGUGUCAGCUCUGCCUUCCCAGCUCCUUCCCAUUCAGGGAGAGGUCUCUGCCUCCUCCCCUGCUUCCUGACUCGAAGCCAGCACCCCUCUCCUCCAGUGCAGCCUAACACACUCUCAUUGGCCCUCAGCCUGUCAAGGGGAGGGGCUUGUGUCUCCGGGGCUCUUCAAAAGGGAUCGGCGGUCCAGGCAGCCUAACCUGGAGGGUGAAACACUCACUCUCUCCCAGCCUUCCUUACGAAGCCUGUGAUUUUCGUGACUGCUUUCUCUUUUUUUUUUUUUUCCCUUUUUUCUUUUCUUUUCUUUUUUUUUCCUGGCUCAGCUUGAAACAGAGCCUUGUACCAGGGGAGGCUCAGGCCUUGGAUUUUAAUGUCAGGGAUGGAAAAACUUCAGAAUGCUUCCUGGAUCUACCAGCAGAAACUAGAAGAUCCAUUCCAGAAACACCUGAACAGCACCGAGGAGUAUCUGGCCUUCCUCUGCGGACCUCGGCGCAGCCACUUCUUCCUCCCCGUGUCUGUGGUGUAUGUGCCAAUUUUUGUGGUGGGGGUCAUUGGCAAUGUCCUGGUGUGCCUGGUGAUUCUGCAGCACCAGGCUAUGAAGACGCCCACCAACUACUACCUCUUCAGCCUGGCGGUCUCUGACCUCCUGGUCCUGCUCCUUGGAAUGCCCCUGGAGGUCUAUGAGAUGUGGCGCAACUACCCUUUCUUGUUCGGGCCCGUGGGCUGCUACUUCAAGACGGCCCUCUUUGAGACCGUGUGCUUCGCCUCCAUCCUCAGCAUCACCACCGUCAGCGUGGAGCGCUACGUGGCCAUCCUACACCCGUUCCGCGCCAAACUGCAGAGCACCCGGCGCCGGGCCCUCAGGAUCCUCGGCAUCGUCUGGGGCUUCUCCGUGCUCUUCUCCCUGCCCAACACCAGCAUCCAUGGCAUCAAGUUCCACUACUUCUCCAAUGGGUCCUUGGUCCCAGGUUCGGCCACCUGUACGGUCAUCAAGCCCAUGUGGAUCUACAAUUUCAUCAUCCAGGUCACCUCCUUCCUAUUCUACCUCCUCCCAAUGACUGUCAUCAGUGUCCUCUACUACCUCAUGGCACUCAGACUAAAGAACGACAAAUCUCUUGAGGCAGAUGAAGGGAAUGCAAAUAUUCAAAGACCCUGCAGAAAAUCAGUCAACAAAAUGCUGUUUGUCUUGGUCUUAGUGUUUGCUAUCUGUUGGGCCCCGUUCCACAUUGACCGACUCUUCUUCAGCUUUGUGGAGGAGUGGACUGAAUCCCUGGCUGCUGUGUUCAACCUCAUCCAUGUGGUGUCAGGUGUCUUCUUCUACCUAAGCUCAGCUGUCAACCCCAUUAUCUAUAACCUACUGUCUCACCGCUUCCAGGCAGCAUUCCAGAAUGUGAUCUCUUCUUUCCACAAACAGUGGCACUCCCAGCAUGACCUACAGUUGCCACCUGCCCAGCAGAACAUCUUCCUGACAGAAUGCCACUUUGUGGAGCUGACCGAAGAUAUAGGUCCCCAGUUCCCAUGUCAGUCAUCCGUGCACAACUCGCCCCUCCCAACAGCCCUCUCUAGUGAACAGAUGUCAAGAAGAAACUAUCAAAGCUGCCACUUUAACAAAACCUGAAUUCUUUCAGAGCUGACUCUCCUCUAUGCCUCAAAACUUCAGAGAGGAACAUCCCAUAAUGUAUGCCUUCUCAUAUGAUAUUAGAGAGGUAGAAUGGCUCUUACAACUCAUGUACCCAUUGCUAGUUUUUUUUUUUUUUAAAUAAACGUGAAAACUGAGAGAUCUGGUUUCAAAACCCAGGACUGCCUGAUUUUUAGUUAUCUUUCCACUAUCCUAGCUGCCUCAUGCCCCUUCACUAGUUCAUGCCAAGAAUGUGACUGGAAAGACAUGGGACCUAUACCUUGAUUAAUUUCCAUUAAUGGAAAUGGUUCAUCCUGAGUCAUCUACGUUCCGAGUCAGGCUGUCACUCCUACUACCAAUGGCCACUGUGAGCCACAGAAGGAAGACAUGUACAUGCUGUUCUACUUUAUAUGAUGUGAGAAGCCAACAUCAGUGUCCCUUGGCAGCAGUCUACAGGCAUAACUUGUUUUAUUGUGCUGAAUUUUUUUGUGCUUCUCAAAUAUUGCACUUUUAAAAAAAUUGCAAGUUUGUGGCAAUGCUGUUGAGCAAAUCUGCUGGCAUCUUUCUUCCCAAAGGCAUGUGCUCACUUCAUGUCUCUGUAUCAAUUGUCAUAAUUUUCACAAUAAACUUGAUUAUUAUUACAUGUGC
Pan troglodytes (chimpanzee) is the source of this 2292-nucleotide messenger RNA. It is a transcript of the gene NMUR2, whose product is annotated as neuromedin U receptor 2. Gene Ontology annotation, cellular component: plasma membrane. Gene Ontology annotation, biological process: neuropeptide signaling pathway. The coding region runs from base 397 to 1644 and encodes 415 amino acids. NCBI's taxonomy places the organism in Eukaryota, Metazoa, Chordata, Mammalia, Primates, Hominidae. Gene Ontology annotation, molecular function: neuromedin U receptor activity. The record is from RefSeq and is a predicted model, not a curated record. The transcript is spliced from 4 exons.